AUGAGUAGCGAGCACACGAAGUUCUGCUACGUGAUCUCGCAGUUGGACCAACGUUACACCUCGGAAGCAGAGGACAUUAUCACCUCCCCACCGAAACGCGACCCAUACACAACGCUGAGAACGGAACUGGUAAGACGGCUAUCCCCCUCGAAAGAGCAGCGCAUCCGCGAGCUCCUUACACUAGAAGACAUGGGCGACCGCAAACCUUCCCAGUUUCUAAGACACCUCAGAAACCUCGCCCCAGACAUACCAGAUGACUUACUCCGCAGCAUGUGGUCCAACCGUCUACCUGCUCAUAUAAGGGCCAUCCUCGCAGGCCAAACCGAGAAUGACUUGGACGCCACAGCCCGCUGCGCGGAUCGUAUUACAGAAGCCGCACCCCAGCAGACACUUGCGAGUGUAGCGCUACUCCCCGAGAAGAAUGAUACUUGGAAAUAUGUAAAAGAUCGAGGACGCCAAGUGCAAACACUGAACGCCAAGCUGGGACGCAUUAUUUCCAACUCCAGGAACCGCCGCUCGGCCAGCAGAUCGCCCUCACGAGAGAAGGUUAUACCCACCCUCUGCUUGUACCAUCACCGCUACGGGGCCCGGGCACAAAAGUGUACGCAGCCUUCUCCUACCGCCAGCAGGAAAACUAACACGGCGGACAUCAACGGCGGCACAUGUCUGCACCCCAAACAACGGCCGCCCUUUCGUCACGGAUAG
This is a messenger RNA of Cryptotermes secundus, 705 nucleotides long. RefSeq lists its product as uncharacterized. The transcript has a single exon. Bases 1 to 705 code for a protein of 234 amino acids. The record is from RefSeq and is a predicted model, not a curated record. Lineage: Eukaryota; Metazoa; Arthropoda; Insecta; Blattodea; Kalotermitidae.